CAGUGUUUGCUUGUUUAGUUGAUUGUAAAUAGUCCUUCUGGACUUCCAAACCAUAAUAAGGGAUAGUGUAUUAAAUAUGAGCUGAGAUUGAGCUCCUUCAAAGGAAAGGACUUGGCCUGAGAUGUGAACAAGCAGGCCUGAAGAUUGUUAUUGAGAUCUGGAAUCAUAUGCCAUAAAAAGUAACUUGAAAGCAGGCCAGAUGGAAGUUGGCUCUGUCGUUUCACCAGUUAAGAACACUAUUUCACUUGAAUUUUAUUGGAACAAACAUCGCAUUACCUCAAGAAAAUAUAUUCUAAAGUGAAUACUUCUCUAAUGGAAAGAAUAGAUACUAACAUCAGAGAUUCUCACUCUUUGCAUCUUGAUGAUCGGAACAGGAUAACCUAUGAGGCUUUUGAAGCCCUCAUGGGAUCUGGCAUAUAAAAGGGGAAAUGGGUUUGGGCUGUUGGCUGUGAACUUGGCCCAGGUACUUCGAAACUUCCAUUAAAAAUGGCGUUGGGGCUCCGGGUAUACUUCGAUCGUUCUAAAACCCAGAGCAAGGGGUUUUACUAGGUUUUUGAAUCGAUACGUACCGGAAGUGAGGGACAUGAACCCGUUUCUGAAAAAGGCUUCAACCUCUUGCAGCAGACACUCCCUCUUUCGAGCACUAUCCAUUGCUGCUGCCGGGUCGGGCCUUCUCUAUGCUAAGGGCAACUCUUAUUCCGAUGCAACGGUGUCUCUAGCAGUUCCUCUACCAUUGCGUGAAUCUGUAUCAUUGCCAUGGUCACAGCACUUGAUCCCUUUGCGUCCUUCAUUUAUUUCUGCAGAUCACUGGCACUUUGGAAUUCUUCCAUUGUUUUAUUCUAGAGUUAGUCCUGCUCCAUCCGCUGACAUACAGAAAGAGAGUCCCGGUGUUGUUGAUGGUCCAAAACCAAGUUGUGGAUGCUUAGGCAGGGACACUAUAGCCAAUGCCGCUGCCAGGGUUGGUCCUGCUGUUGUCAAUCUAUCUGUUCCACAGGGAUUCUAUGGGAUUACUACUGGAAAGAGCAUAGGCUCUGGAACUAUUAUUGAUUCAGACGGCACUAUUUUAACUUGUGCUCAUGUUGUGGUGGAUUUUCAAGGCAUGAGAGGUUCAUCCAAAGGGAAGGUAGAUGUGACUUUGCAAGAUGGUCGUACGUUUGAGGGUACAGUGGUCAAUGCUGAUUUACAUUCUGAUAUUGCUAUCGUCAAGAUAAAGUCUAAAACUCCAUUGCCUACGGCAAAGCUUGGGUCCUCAAGUAAGCUUCGCCCAGGUGAUUGGGUGAUAGCUAUGGGCUGCCCACUUUCCCUUCAAAAUACUGUGACAGCUGGUAUUGUAAGUUGUGUUGACCGUAAAAGCAGUGACUUGGGUCUUGGAGGCAUGCGAAGAGAGUAUUUACAGACAGAUUGUGCAAUCAAUGCGGGAAAUUCUGGUGGGCCGCUUGUUAAUGUUGAUGGACAAGUUGUUGGUGUUAAUAUCAUGAAAGUAUUGGCUGCAGAUGGGUUGAGUUUUGCUGUACCAAUCGAUUCAGUGAUCAAAAUCAUAGAGCAUUUCAAGAAGAGUGGGAGAGUUGUCAGGCCUUGGCUUGGCUUGAAGAUGAUUGAUCUCAAUGAAAUGAUCACUGCUCAACUUAAGGAGAGAGAUCCUAGAUUCCCUAAUGUAGACAGAGGCGUUCUUGUACCAAUGGUAACUCCAGGGUCUCCUGCAGAUCGUGCUGGAUUCCAUCCUGGUGAUGUUGUGAUUGAAUUUGAUGGGAAGCCUGUCGAAAGCAUCAAGGAGAUAAUUGAAAUAAUGGGGGACAGGGUCGGCAUUCCCAUGAAGGUAGUUGUGAAAAGACCAAAUGAUAUUUUGGCGUCUCUGACUGUUAUUCCAGAGGAGGCAAAUCCUGAUAUGUGAAACUCUAGCAUUUCCUUUUUCACCGUACAUGUGAUGUCAUGCUGAAAGAGUUUAGAGUUAUAACCCUAAGCCGAACAUAAUUGAGCAGAUUGAGGCUGAGUUGAAUCGAAUUGAGAUUCCAUAUCAUAGGUCAAGUUUUGAAUUUAUGAGAAGGGCUUUUCAUGAUGAUGAUAUUUAGCCCUCUGAACAGAAGAACUUGCCUCUAUUAUUAUUAUUUUUUGGAAUGAUAAACAGUAUAAAUUAUUUUUUAAUGUCAAAGAAAUUUUCUGAA
Messenger RNA from Hevea brasiliensis (rubber tree), 2162 nucleotides. Its product is annotated as putative protease Do-like 14. The record is from RefSeq and is a predicted model, not a curated record. The transcript is spliced from 11 exons. Gene Ontology annotation, biological process: proteolysis. NCBI's taxonomy places the organism in Eukaryota, Viridiplantae, Streptophyta, Magnoliopsida, Malpighiales, Euphorbiaceae. The coding region runs from base 584 to 1891 and encodes 435 amino acids. Gene Ontology annotation, molecular function: serine-type endopeptidase activity; protein binding.